Molecule: messenger RNA, 763 nt
Organism: Dermacentor albipictus
Lineage: Eukaryota; Metazoa; Arthropoda; Arachnida; Ixodida; Ixodidae
Product: cuticle protein 10.9-like
Cellular component (GO): chitin-based extracellular matrix
Molecular function (GO): structural constituent of chitin-based larval cuticle
Source: RefSeq, a predicted model, not a curated record
CAGUGCCACGUACGCUGUGCGCGCGAUAAAGCCGAAGAAGUAGCACGUCUUGGAAGCAAGAGCCUGCAAAUUUCUGCGUGCUCGCUUCAGUGUCCGCAAGGUUUACCCAUACUCCCAGUCAUGAAGUCUUCUGCAGCCGCUGUCUUCGCUCAGGUGUUCGCACUUUCCAUCGUCGCCACGACACUCGGCGGCGGUCAGUCCGGAUUUGGUGGAAUCGGUGGCGGAUUUGGCAGCGGAUUUGGUGGUGGACUUGGUGGCGCCAUUGGCACAUUCUACCCACCGCAACCGUACAGCUUCGGCUACGACAACGUCGACCAGUACGGCACCAAGUCCUUCCACAAAGAACAGGGCGACGCCUCUAACAGAAAGACAGGCAUGUAUGGCUACACGGACGCCAACGGCAUCUUCCGCCAGGUGAAGUACAUCGCUGAUGCUGGCGGAUUCCGCGCGAAGGUUGACACCAACGAGCCCGGAACCGCCCCUGGAGCCAGUGCCGACGCGGUCUACAAUGCGAACCCCCUCCCCGCUGGCCCGCAGUACCGAAUCAUUGGUGGAUCCUCCCCCUUCUCCUCACCCUACACGAGCGCCUCCACUUCUGUCUUCGGUUACGGCCGUCCUUGGUCUGGAUAGUCAAGUGUGUGACGUAGGGAAGCGUUUGUUGAAUAUUUGACCCCGCUUCUGACGAUGUUCCCGUCUCAAAGGAACAGGCUAGCCAGCGGUUGUCAGAAUAAUCUUCAAUGAGAAUAAAAACCCCGUUCAGUGA